AUGGCGCUGGCGGAACGGUACCUGCUCGACGCACUCGCCUACCUUGAGUGCGCCCUAGGCUUCCUGGCCGCCGUGCUGCUCAUGCUGGUGGGCUCGCCCUAUGGGCGCUACGUGUCGCAGAGCUCGGCCUGGCGGCUAGCUGCACCCACCGCCUGGGUGGUUCAGGAGCUGCCCUCGCUGGUCGUGCCCUUCUUCGUGUGCGUCCGCACGGCGGCCGAGCGCCUCCGCCACUGGCCCAACCGCGUCCUCCUGGGCAUGUUCUUCGUCCACUACCUACAACGGUCCUUGAUUUUCCCAUUUCUGAUCCGAGGAGGGAAGCCUACACCAUUGUACUCAUGUGUAAUUGCAUUCAUAUUCUGUACCUAUAAUGGCUACAUGCAAAGCAGAUACUUAAGCCAAUUUGCAGUGUAUACUGAUGACUGGAUCACUGACCCACGAUUCCUAACAGGUUUUGUCUUGUGGCUGGUAGGCAUGCUGAUAAACAUUCACUCAGAUCACAUCCUGAGGAAUCUCAGGCAACCAGGGGAGACUGGAUACAAAAUCCCAAGGGGAGGCUUAUUUGAAUACGUAAGUGCAGCCAACUACUUUGGAGAAUUGGUUGAGUGGUGUGGCUAUGGCCUGGCCACCUGGUCCGUUCAAGGAGGGGCUUUCGCUCUGUUCACCUUUUGUAUUUUAUUCACCAGAGCACAACAACAUCAUCAGUGGUACCUUGAGAAAUUUGAAGAUUAUCCAAAAUCCAGGAAAACUCUAAUUCCAUUUUUGAUUUAA
Pipistrellus nathusii (Nathusius's pipistrelle) is the source of this 768-nucleotide messenger RNA. NCBI's taxonomy places the organism in Eukaryota, Metazoa, Chordata, Mammalia, Chiroptera, Vespertilionidae. The record is from the annotation of a GenBank genome assembly.